AUGGCCUGGUGUGGCCCAAAGCUUCUCUUUGGCCACGCUGCUCGUCUGGUGGCAUGGGGGAAGCUGAAGUAUGACAUGAUAAAACUUGUUUGCCAGAGUUGCCAAAGGGUAUCUGAUAAUUUCUAUUUGUGUGAAGGAGGCCUUGUACCCAAAUGGCUACUAUAUGAGUUAUGUAUGGGAAGCUGCAGUCCAAAUGACAAGUAUCGAGUAAAUGCAGCCACCUUUGGAAAGCUUAUUCAGUCAGUUUUCCCAGGUCUGAGGACAAGAAGACUGGGCAGAAGAGGGAAUAUCAGGUAUCAUUAUGAUGGAAUAGCUAUCAAGGAGAACUCUACCUUUUAUGCACACUAUUACUCUCUUCUUGGAAACGCCUGCAGUUCUGGAGAUGCAGCUGGUUACAAGAGCAAUAGCCAAAAAGAAAGAACAAAUUUGGACUGUUCUUCAUCUGUCAUUUAUCUGAAGAUUGAACAAGAGGAAUAUCAAUACUCUUGGCCUGAAUUCAGCACAAUCUCUCUUUCGGAGCAAGAGCUAGAGAUGAAAUACUCCUAUGAAAUGGUACAGCUUGCCAAUGACUACUACAGACAUUGUCAAGAUAUUUUACAUAUGGUGAGAAAGAGCGAGCUUGAUAAGGUGGAAGACUGUAUCAUGUCAUUCUGGAGGUUUCUGCAGCCUGAAAGAAUAGCACUGAUGUCCUUGACAGAUGUAUGCCAGCUGUUCAAACACUAUGAUAGGCAUCUAUACAAGGAAAUAGAGAACAUCCUAUUUCAUGAUUUCCUGGAGGAGGUGCCUGUGCAACACAUGAACUCAAUCAGAUUGUUCAGUAAAAAUGUUGAACUUUGGCUGCUUAAUGCUUUGGAAGAGUUUCCGUUACCACUCCAAACAUCCAAAUCUCAAGAAGUUACACUGUUUAUAAAAAGACUCGGGAGAAAGACAGACCUUUGUAACAUUGCCAAGACAGUGAGAGCAGUCUUGAACAGCAACAGCAAUGUCACUGUUCUGCGAUCAGAACUGCAUUCUGCCAUUGAUCAGGGAUAUCUGGAUGUGUCUGGAAACUUCUUUCAAACAAGUCUUAGGAAUCCAGAGGAGCUGCAGUAUGACAUAGAACUCAAAUGUUUGUACGACUUAACAUGUUUGCUGAGACCUGACAUAGAUAUUCGGGUUCUCCUGGACUGUGUGUCUUCAAAUCUUCAGGGUUUUGUCAUUCAGCCAAGCAGGAAUAAAGAGGAGUUUAGAAAACUGGCUUCAGAUUUCCAGUUGAGAUGGAACUUCUUAUUGAGUGCAGUAAGCAAGGCUAUGACCCUCAACGGUGCAGACGGUUUUGGAUUCUGGCAUUUGUUAAAUUCGCUACUCAUAGAUUUUGUGGGUCACGUUUUCCUGUCCUAUAUAGAGGAGGAAGAUGAAAGUUUCUGGGUCACAAAGCAAAAUGAGUUCCCUGUUCCAAGGGUUUAUGAGCCCAGCCAACUCUGGGUCUAUAUUGCAGAGGAGCAACCUCAAGCCAGUGCUCCACAGACAGCUCUUCCAGCUUUGAUGCAGAGCCAGACUCAUCCAGGCCAUACUGAAAGAGAGAAUUUCUAAAACUUUACUCAGCUGGAUCUUCAAGUUGGAAGGGAAGCUCUCCUCUACUCAAAAAGAUGGACAGACACUUUUUUGCCUCUGAUGAACAAACAGCAACUCUCAGAGAAAAACACCCUGACAUGAAAAUUCUUUAUGCCAGAUAUUCUUACUUUUAGAUACAACUUUAAGAAAUUCUCAUUCUCUUAAAUUUAAGAUCUUUUUCUGGAAAUACUAAAUGCAAAACUGUGCUAGCAAUGCAGUUAAGUUGUCACAUGAUUUGGCUGUUUGACUUUAUUUGAAUAAAUCUUCAGAAGAAAAAGGUGAAAUACUUGUGGUUUGCUUUUAUCUAUUUCUUGUAUUUUUUGCUGUCAGUAAAGCUGAAGGCCUGACUGAAGUCAUUGUGGUAAAUUUAUCUGGAAGCUACAGAACAGAUGAAUGACUCUGUGUCAGUGCUGCUUUGUGUCUACCGUGCGUAAUUUAAAAUUUAUAUUUAUUGCAUAUAGAACUUGGCACUGAUCCUAUGUCUUGAGAAAUUCCUGCUUUGUUUCCUAUUUAUGCAGGAUACAAGAGUCAAUAUCUCACAUAUAAUUCUAUUAACUGAAAUAAAAUAGGUUGUAUAUAAUGUUAUCGAUUUGUUUAUGGC
Molecule: messenger RNA, 2194 nt
Organism: Athene cunicularia (burrowing owl)
Lineage: Eukaryota; Metazoa; Chordata; Aves; Strigiformes; Strigidae
Gene: RFX8
Product: RFX family member 8, lacking RFX DNA binding domain
Exons: 15
Coding region: 1-1572 (523 amino acids)
Biological process (GO): regulation of transcription by RNA polymerase II
Molecular function (GO): DNA-binding transcription factor activity, RNA polymerase II-specific; RNA polymerase II cis-regulatory region sequence-specific DNA binding
Source: RefSeq, a predicted model, not a curated record